AAUAAUGAGUAUUUUCAUUGAGACCCAAUGUUCAAUAUAAGCCCAAUACACUUUAAAGGCCCAUAAGGCCCAUUAGUGUUUGAGUAGGCUAUUCAGGGUUUAGCGGAGAGGUUCUUCGUUUCAAGUCUCAGACUUUGGUGGAAUCGGCGAAGUGAAAAUUUCGAAGCUUGAUCGGUAAAUCUAGCAGCUUUUGGGUGGCAAUCUGUUCGCUGAUGCUCUGGUGAAAAUGGGUUUCGGUGCAAUUAGAUCGAUUUUUCGUCCAUUGUCGAGAACCUUAGUUUCGCGUGCCGUCGCUAACUACUCGUCUGCGCCGUUCCCUGCGACGAUUCCGGCUGCGAAACCAGAGUUAUGCUCCUUUUUCGGUGGAUCGAUGACUCAUUUGAGGUUACCAUGGAUUCCAAUGGCUAACCAUUUUCAUAGCUUAAGCUUAACUGAUACUCGGCUACCCAAGAGACGACCCAUGACUCAUCCCAAGAGGAAACGAUCCAAAUUGAAACCUCCAGGGCCUUAUGCAUAUGUUCAAUAUACACCUGGCCAGCCAAUUUCUUCAAACAAUCCUAACGAGGGCAGUGUGAAGAGAAGGAAUGCGAAGAAGCGCAUAGGGCAACGACGUGCUUUUAUACUGUCUGAGAAAAAGAAGAGGCAAGCGCUGGUGCAAGAGGCGAAGAGGAAGAAGAGAAUUAAGCAAGUGGAACGUAAGAUGGCUGCUGUCGCUAGGGACCGAGCUUGGGCUGAAAGACUGACUGAACUUCAACAGCUCGAAGAAGAGAAGAAGAAAUCAAUGUCUUCUUGAGAUUGCUUUCGAUGAAUCAAACAUAGAAAUAAUC
Molecule: messenger RNA, 827 nt
Organism: Arabidopsis arenosa
Lineage: Eukaryota; Viridiplantae; Streptophyta; Magnoliopsida; Brassicales; Brassicaceae
Source: the annotation of a GenBank genome assembly